Molecule: messenger RNA, 4077 nt
Organism: Formica exsecta
Lineage: Eukaryota; Metazoa; Arthropoda; Insecta; Hymenoptera; Formicidae
Product: kinesin-like protein KIF20A
Exons: 1
Coding region: 1-4077 (1358 amino acids)
Biological process (GO): microtubule-based movement
Cellular component (GO): nucleus; microtubule; kinesin complex
Molecular function (GO): microtubule motor activity; ATP hydrolysis activity; microtubule binding
Source: RefSeq, a predicted model, not a curated record
AUGACACCAAUUGGAAAAAAUUCUUCGGUUGAGAUGUACCUGAGAAUAAAACCGGCACCAGUGGUAAUCAAAGAAGAGGAAAACAUUUACCAGAUACUCGAUCCGUCGAUUCUUCGAAUGAAAACUCCGCCGUCGUUGAAAACUAAUAAUAAAAAUUCGAUCAGAAAAUGGAACGAGACGCACGUUUUUACGAAAAUCUUCGGAUCAGAAACUUUGCAGGCGGAAAUGUUCGAGCGAUCCAUAAAACAUCGGGUUACAGAGUUCCUUGACGGUAAAAGUUCGACCAUUAUGACUUACGGCGCAAAGAAAGCCGGGAAGACUUAUACGCUAUUCGGUACAUCCACGUCGCCUGGUAUAAUACCGCGCAGCAUUCAGCUUGUGUUUUCGAAAAUAAAAUAUUGUUGCCAUUUACCGCCGUGGAUUAAACAGGAAUGUCAGGACAAUUUUUAUCUGGAUGAAAUAUUUGGCUAUCUAAAACUAGAAGAACAGAGCAUUAAGACGUGUACGUGUAAGACGUGUAAGACGUGGCAUAUGUCAAAUUCGAAUAAAAUUAUGGAGCAGACAUCCAAAGAAGAAGCCAUGAGAUUUCUGAUCUGCUCUUCUGAAGAGCCAGAGAAUCCCGAUGAAUACAAAAAAUGCGACAAUGGAUAUUCAUACGAGGUGUGGUUGUCCUUCAUAGAGAUUUAUGAAGAUGACGUUUAUGAUCUGUUGGAGGGAAUGAGCAUCCCGGCAAUAAUCGAGAAAGAAAAACAAAGUUAUCUUUAUAAAUCGCAAGUGCAGGUCAGGACUGCGUUGCAAGCUUGUCAGAUUUUCUUGAUCGGUCAAUCAAGAAUGAAAACCUCUGCAACGGCAUCGAAUCCGGAACGCUCUCUGUCGCAUACUAUUUUCAAGAUCAACUUAGUAAAAUAUGAAAAUCAUGCAUCAAGCAUAGCGACAUUUAGUACUCUUACUUUCUGUGACUUGGCUAGCCCCAUACUAUAUGUAGCGACCUUAUUAUACCCGCCGGAAAUUCGAAUUAAUGAUAUAAACUUGUCGGUACUUAAUAAAUGCCUUAUGGCAAUGAGUGAAAAUCAGGCGGCUCCCUUUCACAAAUCAAAGUUAACGGCCGAAUUACAAUCUGUUUUUUCCGGUCAAGAAAAUCUGAGUCUUAUAGUAAAUCUCUCUUUAACUCCGAAGUUUAACGAUGAAAAAUGUUUUCAAUUGGAAAAUAUUUUUAAAUUCUGUGACGCAACUAGAAAGCUGAUUGAUAUUUACAAGCAAUAUAAAAAAUCUGAUGAAUUUGAAGUAACUAGCUCAGAAGAAUGUGAAAAUAAUGUCAUUUCGCCACCAUUUAUUCAUCGAACUUCGUCCGAGACUGCAGAGAAGGCUACAUCAACUGAGUACAUCGACUGGGAAGCGUAUGAAAAUAUACAAGAACAGAAUGAAAAGCUGAUGAAAGAAUUGGAAACUACAAGAAGUGACAUUGUGAAUCGCGAAUACGCAACUCGGAAAGAGUUAGCUGAUCAUUAUUCACGAAUGAUCGAAGAAAUGGAAGCAACUUACAAAAAACAUACCAAGGACAUUGAAACUGAAAGACGCGAUCUAUUGAAAUCGUCAAUCGAAUUGGUCGAGAACUUUUACAAGGAACGAAUCGAUAAUUUGAUGCGGCAUAAAAAGAGGAAGCGGGGAGAUGACGGAGAUUACAUUGAGGACAGUCACGCGCUUUAUGAAGAGCUCGAGACUGAGAAUGCGCAAGUUACUUCCAAGAUGAUGGUUUUGAAAGAAACGAUGAAGAAACUGAAAGAUGAGAAUAAAACGAUUCUCUGCAAAAAGAACAAGUGCAGCUUCGAAUUGGCAUUGAUAACAAAAGAAUUGAAAAAGUUUCGGCAGCUCACGCGAUCUAGGAUUCAGAAGUGGGAUAGCAAUACUGAAAGCGAUCCCGAUCAUCUCAUAAACAAUUUGGAAUGCUUAAUGUAUGGAAUGAUAAAAACGACCGAGAUGAAGCUUGAAAAGAUUAAUGAAUACAUCUGCGCGACGAAGGACGAAGAUGUUGAAGCCGCUUCAAAAGGUAUAAUAGUGAAUCAGGAAUUAUCAAAAUCGGAGAAUCUCUUAAAUGAUACUUUGAUCAAGAUGAAAAAAUUGGAGGAGGAACUUUCGCGCAAAGAAGUUUAUAUCGUCACGCUGAAAGAUCGUAUACAAAUGCAAGAAGGACAGCUUACUGAAGUUCAACAAUGUUUGAAUGAUAUAAAAGAUGAUAAUAUGAAGAAUCAGAAAUGCGAAUAUAAUCGAUCAACAAAUAUCUCAUCUCAUGAUUAUGCAAUCGAUAGUUCUUUUGAACAUGAUAAUGUACUUAUUUCUUCUACAAAGAAAAAUUCUUUAAAUAUGAGUUCACCCACUGCAGAUAAAUGCAAUUUUGUCGAUUGGAUUAUCGUCCCAAAAUCAACCCCGACGCAUGCAGAAUCAGCGGAAAAGAAACUCUCGAACAUUUUUGACAUCGAUCGCGAAAGUUUCUUUGAAAAUAACAGUAGUAUGGAUUGCAGUGAGAUUGCUUCAAGAUCGAGCGAUAAAAGCAACAAAGAUGAUUCAGGUGUAAGUAGCGGAUUACAAAACGAAAGUAGAAGAUCUACCAGCAUAAAUGACAGUACACAUACUCGCGAGAAUGAAGACACACAAACUUGUCUCAUCGAGGAGAAUACUAUUGCGACAGAGCGCAGCGCAGAUUUGAAGAAACAGAAUCAUGGAGAGACAUUACAUGUUACCGAAUUAUCUGAAGAUUUGAAGAUCAUCAAAGAUGUGAUUUACACUUUAAAUGAGGCAGCUUGUGUAAAUGAGCGCAAGAUUAUUCAGCAUGAAUAUCAGUUACUGUAUGAAGAAGAAGCGCAAGAACGAUCGAUCAAAAAUAAGAGAGAAAUCGCAAUCAAACGCGAUGCCAAAGUAAUAAAGAAUAAGAUGCAAAAAUAUAAAUGCGAAAUCAAUGAACUGACUCGCAAACUGAUAGUUAAGAAAGAAAACGAAGACCGAACAUCUAAAUCCCUAGAUAGGUAUAUAGAAAGAUCCAAAUCCCUUGAGAAUAAACUAUCUUCGAUGCAUAAUCAAUUGGAUAAAGCGUCUGAUAAAUGUGCGAAUGAACAUUUACCAAGAAUCGAAAGCUUAGAAGACGAAGUGUUACAAAAAACUCUGCAGAUAAAUGAUCUCGAUGGAAAGAUUGUUCAAAUGCAACACAAGUUCGCAAAAAGCUACGAAUUGUUUGAGAAGAUAAAUGAUUUCGAGAUUAUUAUGAAGAAAUGUCAAAGAGAUAAGAAUGAACUUGGUAGGCAGUUGUACGAAUGUUUAGAGACUCAGCUGAUUCUCGAGGAUAAACUGAAAGAAUUAACAACGAAGAUAACGGAAAGAGAGAGCAAAAUUAUCUCAUUGACAAAUGAAAUAUGCAACAUAACAGAUGUAAACAAAUCAAACAACGAGAAAGCGAGAAAUCUGAGCAAACAAGUUAUUGAAGCUAGUAAAAAUAUUGAUUCAGCUAAGAAAGACUUGCAAUAUUGUAAAGACUUACGUAAAAAUGUGGAAAAUGUCACGAAACUGCAAAUCAAUUUCGAAUCUCGUUUCUCAGAUUAUAAAAAUAAUACAGGGUUUCUGAACAAAAUUUGUAAGAUGUACGAUGACAGUCAAGAUGAAAUAAUUCGUUUAAAGACGCAACUAGAACAUAACGAAUUAGAAAUAUCUCGAUUUAAGAAUAGCAUACAUGCCAUAACACAGAAAUACAAGAAUUUACUGAAACAUCUUCAAAAUAAAAUCACAGAAAAAGACGAACAAUUUAAAACUGUUGUAAAUAAUUUAAAUGAUUUGGAAAAGUCUUUUACUGAAAAUAGUGCGCUAUCCGAAAUCAUCGAUUCUUCAUAUGAAUUUAAACCAACCGAGGAUCCAGAACAGUCGAUAGAAUAUUUUAAAGUCGAUGAAGCCGAUUGCAGUUUAACGGAUAGUAUCUCCUUAGUAUCUAACCAUGUUAAUUCAGAUGUAUUAGAUGUAUCAUCAAUUUCAAAUGAAGAUUCUACGAUUUUUCAAUGGGAUUUCAGCAUACUAAAAAAAUCGACUCCUAAUUAA